Messenger RNA from Anolis carolinensis (green anole), 11556 nucleotides. It is a transcript of the gene iqsec2, whose product is annotated as IQ motif and Sec7 domain ArfGEF 2. The coding region runs from base 4375 to 8271 and encodes 1298 amino acids. Gene Ontology annotation, biological process: actin cytoskeleton organization; regulation of ARF protein signal transduction. The record is from RefSeq and is a predicted model, not a curated record. Gene Ontology annotation, molecular function: guanyl-nucleotide exchange factor activity; protein binding. NCBI's taxonomy places the organism in Eukaryota, Metazoa, Chordata, Lepidosauria, Squamata, Anolidae. The transcript is spliced from 14 exons.
AAUACAUUUAUUAUUUUACUCUGAUCUUAUUAUUAUUAUUAUUAUUGCUUUUAUUAUUUUACUCUAUUUAUUAUUACAUGUAUUAUUUUCCUGUAUUUAUUAUUAUUAUUAUUAUUACAUGUAUUAUUUUACUCUAUUAUUAUUAAAAGGAUACAUAAGCACAUUUACAUUGAAGAAGAUGAGAAUAAUGAUUUGAUCAGAGUUGGACAGUCUUAUCUUAAAUUUGAGCUUGAUGUAAAUAUUCAAAAACAUUUAACCUACAGAUGCCUCAAUUAAUGUAAUUUUAUUGGUAUCUAUUUUUAUUUCUGAAAUGGUAAAAUUAGGUGCCUCGGCUUAUAUUCGGGUCGGCUUAUACUUGAGUAUAUACAGUAAUUUGUAUUGUUCCUUCAGAUAUUCAUCAGUAGGAUGUUUCAAAAAGCUUCUAUAAAAUGUGGUAUUGGACAAUUUUCUCUCAGCCCUUAGAUGUAGUCUGAAUUGUUUAUAAUGACUACAGCUUCUUGUUUGUCAUCCUAGUGUAUUGUUUUGGGAUUGUUUCUGAGACUGUGGGUGGCAUCUGGUUCCAUAAGGCUGAGGCUGUGUAAUAAAUUGUAAUUCUUGUUGAUCAUCUCAGUUUGGGCAUGAUAACAAAAACAUCCUGUGUAGAAAUUUAGUUCCCUGACCUUUCUUUCUGAAGAGGCCCAUGUAUUGCUUGGAAACAUAUCCUUGUGGGUUGGUAUAAUGACCAUUGUCACAUUGUGCAAACUUAGGUAAUGUUUGCGAACUGUUGCCUGUGAAAAUUCAUGUUGAAAUAAAACCCAGUUAAUCUUAAAGGUGCUGCCACAUUCCUUUGUUUUCUCCCCUAUUCCUCCUUUUCAUAGUGCUGUAGUAUUAACAUGUCUACUUCUUUGAAACUAUCCAGGCAUCUUCAAACUUUGGUCCUCCAGCUGUUUGGGCCUUCAAUUCCCAGUAUUCCUUAUCAUUGAACAAGCUGGCUAGAGCUUCUGGGAGUUGGAGGCCCAAACAGCUAGAUGGCCACAGUUUGAGGAUGCCUGGUCUACAUUGACUGGCUGAAGCUCUCCAGGGUUUUAGGCAUGGGAUCUUUCUCAGUUCUGCCUUGGGUGCCCACAGGCCGAGGACUGGACAUCUUUCCAUGUCUGGGCCACUGAGCUCUAUAAGCCUCCCCAAUGGUCAUAUUCAUCGAGAUACAAGGAGGAUGAACAUAGUUGGGAAUCUGAAAUGUAGAAGCCAUUUGGACUGGGAGCAGAGAGAGAAGAUGGGUUGCUGUUGAGUUUUUCGGGCUGUAUGGCCAUGUUCCAGAAGCUUUCUCUCAUGACGUUUCACCCAUAUCUGUGCCAAACAUCCUCAGAGGUUGUGAGAUAUGUUGGAAACCAGGCAAGGGAGGUUUAUAUAUCUGUGUAAGGUCAAGUGUGAAAGAAAGAACUCUUGUCUGUUGGAGGCAGCUGUGGAUAUUGUAAUUAAUCACCUUGAUUAGCAUUUGAUGGCCCUGUGGCCUCAAGGCCUGCCUGGGAGAAUCCUUUGUUUGGAGGUGUUAGGUGACCCUUAUUGUUUCAUGUCUGGAAUUCCUGUGUUUUCAGAGUGUUGUUCUUUAUUUACUGUUCUGAUUUAGAAGUUUUUAAUACGGGUAGCCAGAUUUUGUUCAUUUUCAUGAUUUCCUCUUUUCUGUUGAAAUUGUCUACAUGUUUAUAGAUUUCAAUGGCAUCUCUGUGAAGCCUGACAUGAUAGUUGUUAGAGUGGUCCAGCAUUUCAGUCUUCUCAAAUAAUAUUCUGUGUCCAGGUUGGUUCAUCAAGUGCUCUGCUAUGGCUGACUUCUCUGGUUAAAGUAGUCUGCAGUGCUUUUCAUGUUCCUUGAUUCGUAUUUGGGCAAUGCUGUGUUUGGUGGUCCCUAUGUAGACUUGUCCACAGCUGCAUGGUAGACUCCUGCAGAGAUGAGAAGAUUCCUCUUGUGUUUCGCUGAACAUAGCAUUUGUUGGGUAUUCAUAGUGGACCUGUAGAUAGUUUGUAGGUUGUGUUUCUUCAUCAGCUUCCCUAUGCGGUCAGGGGUUCCCUUAAUGUAUGGUAAGAACACUUUUCCUCUAGGUGGAUCUUUGUCUUUUCUCUCGUGGCUUGUUCUUGGGUUUGCAGCUCUUCCAAUGUCUGUGGUGGAGCAUCCAUUGACCUGUAGAGCCCAGUUUAGGUGGUUUAGUUCACUUUGGAGGAGGUGGGGUUCGCAAAUGGAGUUUUUAUGAAGGUAUCUAUCCGUGUGUGUAGAUUUUCUGUAAACUGUGUGGCCCAAUUGUUUGGGUUUGUGGAUGACUAGGACAUCUAGAAAAGGCAGUUUUCCUUCAUUUUCUUUUUCCAUGGUGAAUUGGAUGUUUGGGUGGAUGCUGUUGAGGUGGUCCAGGAACUUGUUUAAUUCUUCUUCGUACUUGGGAGAAGAUUUUAUCAUCUUCUCCCAAGUAUGGCAUCUUGCACAUUCUGUUUCCAGGGAGCUUCCUUUCCUCUUCAUAACCCCAAGAGAGCUCACUUUUCCCCUCACCUACCCCAUUUUCUGAAGUUCCAGGAGAUUCGAAAUUUCCAAGGACCUCCCUUCUCUCAAAUCUGCAGGACGAAGCCUGGAGCCAUAAUGCACAGUUCUCAGCCAGAGAGAAUGGUGAGGGAGGAAGGGAGUUGUUUUUGGGUGAAAUUCAGCACAUAGGUUUUUUCAUCCCAAAGUUGGGGAAGAGUUGUUCUGGAUGUGUGCUAGAAAUCAGGUCCUCCUGAAUACUGUCCAUUUGUUUCUCUGAGGGUGCCUCUACCCUGUAGAGUUAAUGCAGUUUGACACCACUUUAACUGCCAUGCCUCAGUGUUAUGGAAUCUGGAGAUUUACAGUUUGGUGAGGCACUGGAGUUAUUUUCAAGAGAAGACUUGUAAAACUACAACUCCCACGAUUCCCUGGCAUUGAGCCAUGACAAUUAAAGUAGUGUCAAACUGCUUUAAUUCUACAGUGUAGAGGUACCUUGAAUCAGGGUAAGGUCUAAUAGUUGAAAAUAGGAGAAAUGCUGGAGUCUGGCCCUAUCCAGAACACUGGUCCUAGAAAAAGUUCUAGACCCUAAACUUUGCGUGCUAUGGGAUGGAUGUGGAUGAGUGACAACUCAUUCUGCCUCUGGGCUCCUAUGCCUUUAAGAACAACUACAUCUACCAAGCAUGUGGUGGGUGAUCAUGUGAAAGGAAAAUGUGUGUAUGUCCUGCUAAUUCCAGCAGACCAGGCUUCUGAUUGUAAAAUCCCAAAGGGUUUGAUUUGCAGCUGGUUAGUUAGUUGGCGAACUCAGGCUAGGGAGGGCAGGAUUUCUGUAUCCCAAAUAGCCUCAUCCUCCAUUUCGUCCACAGUACAGGGAUUGCAGGAUGUUUAAAUAUAUUGACUUAAGUUCAAAGGAGGACAGGCACCUAUAGAUAGACAUGUGUGCAUUUCUAUGUAAAGAGUCGUGAUACAAAUGACUGUACCUUGCAAAAUAUGCAUUUUAACCAUUUACGGGUUCGUUGCACCUGUCAGGAUAAGGGUGGAUAAUACAAGGUCUAUAUUGUUUGUUUUUGUUUUCUCAAACUGUUUGGUUAAAAUGGAGCAUAUCGGUUUUUAACCAAACAUUUGAAAGAUCAUUUGUGUGCAUUUCUGCUUUGAUAUGCCUUGUUGUUGUUGGGGCAGGAUUCUGAUUAUUAUGUUGGUAAAUUGUGAAGUGAACAGUGUGGCGAAGAGGUCUGAGCAUUAGAAUACUGGAGAUUAGGGUUCAAAUCUCUAUAAAAACCCACUGGUGGACAUGGGGCAAUCCACAUUCUCUCAGCCACAGGAAAAAAAACUAUGAUAGGUUUGUCUUUGGGUUGCCAGCGGUUGGAAACUUGAAGGAACAACCUAAAAGAGCAAGUGGUUCAAGGGGAAGUGAUAACUGAAUGCCAAAAGGGAAUAAAUUAUUCUCUCAAUUCCUGCCCUCAGUAUUAACCAGCUCAACUCUUACUUUGAUGGGUACACCAAAUGCAGCAAACUAAACAAUACAAAAUCACUAUGCCUAGUUUUACACUGCCAAAUAAUGCAGUUUGAGUCCAGUGCAGUUUAAACUGCAUUAUUUGGCAGUGUAGGACAAACCUAUGAUAAUCAGUUAAAAACACAGUUCUGAAGCAGAAACCAGUAUUCAACUGGUUAAUUCAUGUCCUCUCCCAGCCUUAGAUUUCUGUCUAAGGUGAUCAGCUGAUGUGGGAAAGGAGGGGGGAAAGAGAAGGGAAGGAGUUACACCCUUCACUUCUGACCCCUGGAUCUCCCCCAAGGAGGAAAUCAGGGAGAGCCAAAAUAUCACUCUCCCUCCUCCCUCCUGCCCCGCCUCCAAGGAAAAAACUUUGCAGGAAGAAGAAAGAGAGCGAGACGCAGUUAUGGAGUCUGACCUUGUGGAAGGUGAUCCACCAGGAAGUGAGACUGGUACUAUAGUGGACAAUCUGGGCAGUCAGGCUCCUUACCGCUGUGCUCCGGAAGUGACCAAAGUUGAGCACUACGACUUGGUGCCAUCCUCCUCUUCUUCCUCUGUCUGUCAUACUCCAUCCCCGGGGCUACCGUGGGCCCAACGUGCUCGGCUACAGCCCGCCAGCGUGGCGCUGAGGAAGCAGGAAGAGGAGGAGAGCAAGCGUUCCAAGGCUCUGUCAGACAGCUAUGAGCUCUCCACGGACCUGCAGGACAAAAAGGUGGAGAUGCUGGAGCGGAAAUAUGGGGGCUAUUUCCUGAGCCGACGGGCGGCUCGCACCAUCCAGACCGCCUUCCGCCAGUAUCGCAUGAACAAGAAGUUUGAACGCCUGCGAAGCUCGGCAUCUGAGAGCCGCAUGUCACGACGCAUCAUUCUUUCCAACAUGCGGAUGCAGUACUCCUUUGAGGAGUUUGACAAGGCCCAGAAUGCCCCUUACUUUGAAGGGAAACCUGCUUCUCUGGACGAAGGCACCAUGGCUACGUCUCGGCCGCAUCUCUUGGACCAUGGCUUACCCUAUGGUGGCUCCUGCCGGACUGGCUUGGAUGGCAGCUCCCUGCAUUCCUCUUCUGGAGGCUUCUGCAAUGACAUCACAGAGCUUGAGGACUCCUUCUCCAAGCAGGUAAAGUCUCUGGCAGAAUCAAUUGAUGAAGCCUUGAACUGCCACCCGCUUGGGCAAGAGGGGGGACCAGGAGGCCCUACCUUGGAAAAGAGCGAGUCCAAGGAGCAGCAGGGUGACAGCGCAGCCACUUCAUUCAGCGACGUGACGCUAUAUCUGGAUGAAGGAGCUCCCACAUCGCCCCUCUCUCUGGAUCGCCCGCCCAGCACUGAGCCCCCUGAGCCCACCACAGGGGUACCGAUUCCACCACCCCCACGGCCAGAGUACUGGGGUGGGCCACAGCGUGAGGACAGCCGGGAGAAUGGGGGCGCUAGCCGGAGGAGUACACCAUGCAUGGAGUGCCGGGACUACCGCCUGCGGGGUGCCCACCUCCCUUUACUCACUAUUGAACCUCCCAGCGACAGCUCAGUGGAUCUGAGCGACCGCUCCGAUCGGGGAUCUCUCAACUGGGGCCUGAUCUAUGAGCAAGAUGGCUGCAGCCCCCAUGGCACUCUCAAACACCCUCCUGGCCACCCUCCUGGCCACCCUCCUGGCCACCCUCCUGGCCACCCUCCUGGUCCUGGGCGCUCCCCACAUCCACAUCGGCAUUAUCAUCCGGAACAAAACCAGCCUCCCCCACCUCUCCCCAUGCCGCCCCCUCAGCCCCCCAGCCGGAUGCCCCAGCCUCCUCCGCCAGACAACUCUGAUGGUGACAACGACAGCCUCAACAGCACCACCAAUUCCAAUGAGACCAUCAAUUGCAGCUCAGGCUCCUCCUCUCGCGACAGUCUGCGGGACCCACCCCCACCUGCCCCCACUGGCACCUCCUCGGCCCCUGGUGGGCCCUGCAAACAAACCUACCAGCGGGAGACGCGGCACAGCUGGGAUUCACCUGCCUUCAACAAUGACGUGGUACAGCGCCGGCAGUACCGCAUCGGCCUCAACCUCUUCAACAAGAAACCAGAGAAGGGUAUCCAGUAUUUGAUUGAGAGAGGUUUUCUAUCGGACACCCCAGUUGGCGUGGCACGCUUUAUCCUGGAGCGGAAGGGCUUGAGCCGGCAGAUGAUCGGCGAGUUCUUGGGCAACCGGCAGAAGCAGUUCAACCGGGAUGUCCUGGACUGCGUGGUAGACGAGAUGGAUUUCUCCAGCAUGGAUUUGGAUGACGCUUUGCGGAAGUUCCAGUCUCAUAUUCGGGUGCAAGGAGAAGCACAGAAGGUGGAGCGUCUCAUUGAGGCCUUCAGCCAGCGCUACUGUGUAUGCAAUGCCCCCCUCGUGCGCCAAUUCCGGAAUCCGGACACCAUCUUCAUACUGGCUUUUGCCAUCAUCCUUCUGAACACCGACAUGUACAGCCCCAGUGUUAAGGCAGAGCGAAAGAUGAAAUUAGAUGACUUCAUCAAAAAUUUGCGAGGAGUGGAUAACGGUGAAGAUAUUCCUCGUGAUCUACUGGUAGGGAUUUACCAACGAAUUCAAAGCCGGGAGCUGCGUACCAAUGAUGACCACGUGUCUCAGGUCCAAGCAGUGGAGCGCAUGAUUGUGGGUAAAAAGCCGGUCCUCUCCUUGCCCCACAGGCGCCUGGUUUGCUGCUGCCAGCUGUAUGAGGUGCCUGACCCCAACCGGCCCCAAAGGCUUGGGUUGCACCAGAGGGAAGUCUUCCUCUUCAAUGACCUCCUAGUGGUGACAAAGAUAUUCCAGAAGAAGAAGAUCCUUGUGACCUACAGUUUCCGUCAGAGCUUCCCUCUUGUUGAGAUGCAGUUGCAGCUCUUUCAGAAUUCCUAUUACCAGUUUGGGAUUAAACUGCUCUCAGCUGUUCCUGGUGGGGAAAGGAAAGUCUUGAUCAUCUUCAAUGCCCCCAGUCUGCAGGAUCGAUUGCGCUUCACCAGUGACCUGCGGGAAUCCAUUGCAGAAGUACAAGAGAUGGAGAAAUAUCGCGUUGAAUCGGAGUUAGAGAAGCAGAAAGGAGUGAUGCGCCCCAAUGCCUCACCCUCCUCUGGACCCAAGGAUGCUGUGAAUGGGACCCUAACCCGGAGCAGCCUGGAGGAUGCCUACACGGUGGGAGAAGGACUGAAGAGAAGUGCUCUCAGUAGCUCCCUCCGCGACCUCUCCGAUGCUGGCAAACGGGGUCGUCGUAACAGCGUGGGAUCCUUGGACAGCACAAUUGAAGGAUCUAUCAUUAGCAGCCCACGUCCCCACCAGAGAGUGCCACCUCCGCCUCCUCCAGAGGAAUACAAGCCCCAGCCUCGGCCCCCCUCUAACUCAUCAUCUUUCCUGGGCUCCCUUUUUGGCAGCAAGCGUGGGAAGGGUCCCUUUCAGACGCCGCCCAGCCAGGCCUCGGCCUCCUCAUCUUCAGCGUCUUCAUCCCACCACCACCUUCCCCAGCAUCACCCCCACCACAGCCACCCAUCCUUGCCCGAUGGCAGCCAGUCAAAGCUGCAGGCGCUCCACGCCCAGUACUGCCAUGGCCCCUCUUCCCAGCCUCCCCCUCCAUACCCCCAGCAACCCCCUCCGCCGCCACAGCCGGCCCCUCCACCCCCACCCCUUGCCCUGCCCUCUAACCCCUUGCCACCCCAUGUCCAGCGCUACCACCAAUCCCAGCAGCCCCCCCUUUCCGCUCCUCCUCAGAAGCAGGCAGUGCCUGCCUUCCCUACCCCACAACCCCACCACCAUUACACCCUGGGGCGGCCCAGCCAGCAGAAGCGGGCACACCAGCUGGCCGCUGCAGCUUCUCAGCACCCUCCCUUCCCCCAUGGGCGCCAGCCCACCUCACCACUGCCCCUCUAUAGCCCAGCCCCCCAGCAUGCCCUCGCCCACACGUACCCCCAGCAGCUGCACCAGACCGGUGGUGGGCAGCACACACUGCAUAGGCAACAGCCCCCCAAGCACUUUAUCUUCAGUCAUCACCCCUCCCAAAUCAUGCAGCGCCCCCCUGUACCACCUGGCGUUGGGCCAUACCCAGGGCAUCAUGGCCACCCUCCUCAGCAGCACCAUGGCCAGCCCCCGAUGCCCCCUCCUCAUUCCCCCAUUCCCCCUCACCCUUCCUACCCCCCUCUCCCGCCCCCGUCUCCUCACACUCCUCUCAGCCCCCACUCUCCGGCAGCGCCUACCUCCCCCUUGCCCCAGCACAUCCCCAUGCACCAGGGGGGCCCUCAAGCCAUGCCCUCCCAGGGCCCUCCCAACCCCAAAACAAAGCAGGUCAACAGAAUCAGCACCGUUGUGUGAGGAAUACCAAUGUUGCCGCCACCACCGUGGGGCUGGCGGUUAGAUAUAAAUAUACAUAAAUAACAGAACUCGGGGGCUCCUCUGUUCAGACUGAGGGCAUAGAGAGAGGGGGGAAGUCAGGAGGAUGUCUAGACUUUAUGGCCAUUCCCCUUCCGCCCUCCCUCCCCACUCCAGACCCCCUCGGUCCUUUUUUUCCUAGGAUCAGAACUGAGAGAGGGUCUCCUUUGGAGCAGUGCCUCAGAAAGGAAGACGUCUAGACCUGCAAUGCCACUUGUGGCUCCAUGUUUGGGCUUUGCUGUCGAAGAGCUGCAUCUCUUCUCUCUUCCUACCCCUGUCCACUGCUCUCCUUUUGGUUAGAAAAUGGAUGUCUACGGACAGUGCAAUAUCUUUUGAAGUGAGGGGUGUUGUUGAAAGAAUGAAGUGCAAUGGAGGGUGAACAUGGGGUGCUUUCUAGUAGUACUAACUUAAGGGACACAGAACUUUACACCGUGAUGUCUCUCAAAGUGCCACAGAAGGAAGUCCUUUUUUGUAGUUAAGCAUUUCAACCUCUUUCAAACAGCACAAAAGGUAAUAACCGCCAUUUGUGGCAGUGGUAGAACACUGACUAAAUGGUCCUCCAUGCAAAAGUCUCCCUUGGGAAGGAUGGCCCAAGAAGAGCCCCAUGCCUUUUAUCUUUUUAAAUAAGACGUUUGCAAUAUCAAAUUGCAGUUUCUUUCGGCUAAAACUCUCUUUCCUUCCAAGAACAAAUUGGCCCUGGGAAAUGUGGAGAGCAUAUAUCAUUGAUGCAGUAUUAUUUGUAGCCCAGAAAUGCUGUCAGCUUCACAGUAGGGAUUUGACUCCAAGAAAGGGGCAUCCCACAAGUAUAGGAACCAGCCACAUCAGAUAACCCAUGGCCUUGUUUUUCUGAAGAGGAAGGAUCCAUUGGCAGCACACUUCCUUCUCUUUGUUCUUUUGCUGGUUGAAGAGAGAGGAGCAGCUCCAGCUAUUGAUCACUCCGGUAUUUGGUCUUCGGUUAAGGAUGCCACAAAACUUUUAUGGUUGUGUAGAAGAGGAAAAUUCAGCAGCUGUUGCUUGCUACCUGGUUGCAUGACAAGCAGCCCUUGAUGAAAUUCCCCUUUCUGCACAUUAAUUCAAGGGCAGAUGUGCCAUUGGUGUUGCCAAGGUGGGAGAGUCUUUCCACUGGAGCUCAUUGCAAUGUAUGUGAACACAUACAAACACACUUCCCUGCACCACAACACCACUGCCACUUUCUCCUUCAGAGCCUUCUCAGGGCUUGGCUUCCAGGAUGCCUCUGGCACCUUGCUUCCCUACUACUCCUGUGUCUGCAAGGGCUGCCAAGGAAUUAUCUAUUAGGAGGACAUUUUAUAUUUGUAUGAAAAAAAGAUCCCCAGCCCUUUGCCAGGACCACCAAAAUGACUCAGGGAGAGAGAGGACAACGGUGUCCCAAACACUUUGAGAAAGAGAAGAGGAUCUCCUUUUUAUUUUUCAAUUUGCACAGAAUUUGCAAGUUUUUGCUGUUUACAUUAAAGGAAGGAACAUGGGGUGGGAGGGGGGAGAGAGGAAGUAUAGUUUGUUUUUGUUUUUUUGAGAAAUUGGGGACAUGGUGGGUGGGUGGGAGGAGAGAAGGUGUCUUGCCCUCUCAGUUCUUAUUCAUAAAGGGCUAUUCUUAAUCCUUUCCCCCUCCCCACCUCUGCCGAGGGUUUGCACUGAAUACAAUUUUUAAUUGGGGAGGGGGGCUCACAUAUAAAUAUAUAUAUCCAUACCUGGCUUUGCUUGUAUGACCUCUACCCUUUCACUGAUUUGGGGCAGGGUCAGAAAGCAGGGUAUUAUCUCUCCUCUCACCUGAAUUGCUCUUUCAUCCUGUCAGUAGGGAGGAGGUAGGGAAGCCCACUUCUUCCUCUCUUUGGGAGCUAAGAUGCACUUUAACCUUUCUUCCCCUUUGUUUCUUGGAGGAAAAAAGAUGGGGUCAAUCUCACUCAUCCCUGACCAAGCCCACCCAGGCCUAUUCUUCUUCCCGACCUUUCCUUCCCUGACGCUGUUACCUCAUCCUACAACCCACCCCUCUCAUCAAGUAGGAUUAGCAACAGGACUACCGUGUUUAAUUGCUUGGAUUUGGAGCCAAGGGAGACAUGAGAUUGACUCACCAUCUUGCAAUUUUCGAAAAGCAAGAAAAGAUGUCUAUUUCAUAGUGCCUGGUGACAGUUUUCUAAGGACAUGAUCGCUUUUGGACAGAUCAAAUUAUUUUGGUCUUUAAACCCAUUUGUAAACAUUUGGUUUCCCUUUUUUGGAGGCAAAAACAGAACAAUGAGACUUGCCUAUAUGCAGUAAGCAAGACCAUCUCUGAAGAUGGGUUGUUCUUGUGUUUCUCGUUCAUGAGAAAACAAAUGGCAUGGCUUGGCUUUGCUGGAAACCUUCAGCAAUGUGAUCUAAUCUAGCCUUCUUCACUCUGGUCACCUCCAGAGCUUUGGACUACAAGGCCUUCUUCCCACAGGUUGGCCAAUGGCCAUGCUGCUGGAAGACUGGUGUGAUCAGUCACCCCAGGAAAGGUCUGUAAUGAGGAAGGCAGAUGUAACCAAUUUUCACUUUGUUCCUUUGGUUGUUCUCCCAAGUCACGACUAUGUGCCCUAUUUGUCAACAGUUCAAAGGAGCACAUGCUCUGUGAUAGAUUGGAUUUCUGGCCUCUUGGAUUGUUUGAGGAAGGGAGAAGAGUAACAAGAGGACUGCUUAGUGGAGGGAUUCAAGGAGGCUGGUGACUUCACCGAUCCUCAGCCCCAAUUGGAAGUGCCAUACCUUGUUUUCCUUGGCCUUCAUUGAUUACACUCCAGGACGCUUGAGGGGAACCCAGGAGUCCUGCCUGGAGCUGCGAGCAUAUAGUGGUUUCAGCAGCUCCUAUUUCCACCCUCCGGUGUCCUGGACUACUACUCCUCCCUCCCUUCAUAUCCCAUGUCAAGUCUUCCUACCCAGUACACCAACCCCCCAGCAUGCACUUUGUCCCUACCCUGCACUGCAUUUCCUGUGUCGGGUUUGUUGCUGUACAGAGAUUCCUGUGUAUAUAUACUAUAUAUUAUAAAUAUCAGCCUCUAAGAGGGAGGGGGUGGCCUCCGGCCCGUGGCGUUUUCUGUGGCAUGGGCCUAUCCCGUUGUCCCUUUUCCCGGGGCUCAUGGCUGGAAGACUCCAAAUUUGACUGUAUUUUUGGUUCCCUAUCUUCCCCUCACCCCCUCACCUCGGGUCCACUUUGUACAUAAGAAACUGUAUAUUUUAUGCUUCAUAAAUUGAUCAAAUGUU